GAGGCGACUGUCAAUGGAACCCGUACCGGUCCUACCCCUUUUUCGAAUGGAGGCGUCCAGCCUUGACCGUCGGGCUGCAGGCAACUGCCUUAUUUAUCUCAGUCCCUCCUCCUCCCCACGGACGGACCCCACCCGAGCCAACACAGAAGCUUCCGGUUUCAAAAGGCCGGUCCUUUUUUACCCCAAGCUUUCCUCUCCUUUAUCUCCUUUCCUCCUCUACCUCCUCACCAAUUUCUCCAUGGAUAUCAGCAGAUUGUUGUCCACCAAUACUUCUUCUCCCCUGACCAAGAAGGCUAUGGCACAGGGCGAU
Acaulospora colombiana is the source of this 310-nucleotide messenger RNA. The record is from the annotation of a GenBank genome assembly. NCBI's taxonomy places the organism in Eukaryota, Fungi, Glomeromycota, Glomeromycetes, Diversisporales, Acaulosporaceae.